Messenger RNA from Anopheles gambiae (African malaria mosquito), 531 nucleotides. RefSeq names its product small ribosomal subunit protein eS28 (gene RpS28b). Bases 88 to 285 code for a protein of 65 amino acids. The record is from RefSeq and is a predicted model, not a curated record. Gene Ontology annotation, biological process: translation; maturation of SSU-rRNA; ribosomal small subunit assembly. The transcript is spliced from 2 exons. Gene Ontology annotation, molecular function: structural constituent of ribosome. Gene Ontology annotation, cellular component: cytosolic small ribosomal subunit; ribosome. Lineage: Eukaryota; Metazoa; Arthropoda; Insecta; Diptera; Culicidae.
CUGCCAAAAUUUCUUUCUUUCUCGUGUUUUGUCUCAAGCAGAUCGCUUGUACGGAAAAUCGGUGAAAAUUACCGAAAUUAGCUGAAAAUGGACAAGACUUUUGUGCUCGCGCGCGUCACCAAGGUUCUGGGCCGUACCGGAUCCCAGGGACAGUGUACCCAGGUGAAGGUGGAGUUCCUGAACGAGCAAAACCGUCAGAUCAUCCGCAACGUUAAGGGACCCGUGCGCGAGGGCGACAUCCUGACCCUGCUGGAGUCUGAACGUGAGGCAAGAAGACUCCGGUAAAUUCGCUCCACUUCGCAACGCUUUUCCACGGACUGGACAUUCCGGCACCUUCAGGUUAUGUUUCCGUUCUGUAUACGUCGCGGUGUGUGUACCACGGCGGGGAUCCUCAACUAGCUGGCGACGAUGACUCGUUGAAGAACUCAUCCUCUUGCGGCUAAAAUGAACAUAUGUCGGUGAAACUGCGCGUUCGUGGAAGAAUGAGAAGUGCAAGCAAAUAAAUCGCGAGUUUGGAAAAACCACAAGAAA